AUUGACGACAGUGCAGCUGGUGUAAAGAGAGGAUCCGAUGACCUCCUUUCUGGCAGUUUACUCAAUGGUCCAAAUUCUAAUAUGAGCAAUGUAAUAGCAAAUGGUAGUGACAGAAAAAAGUUCAAAGCAGAUAAGAUGGAUGGAGCACCAUCGAGAGUUCUUCAUAUCAGAAAGCUUCCUAGUGAAGUGACAGAAACUGAAGUUAUUGCUCUAGGCCUGCCAUUUGGGAAAGUUACUAAUAUCUUGAUGCUUAAAGGAAAAAAUCAGGCAUUUUUGGAAUUGGCUUCAGAGGAAGCAGCUGUUACUAUGGUGAAGUACUACACCACUGUAACACCUCAUCUUCGUAAUCACCCCAUCUAUAUUCAGUACUCCAAUCACAAAGAACUGAAGACUGAUAGUGCACUUAACCAGCGUGCACAGGCUGUGCUGCAGGCUGUGACAGCUGUCCAGUCUGCUAGCAACUCUCUAAGUGGAUCGGCAGUCAGUGAAAGUUCAAUGACCUCGACCCAGAGUCCAGUACUAAGAAUAAUUAUUGACAACAUGUAUUACCCAGUGACUUUGGAUGUUCUUCAUCAGAUAUUUUCAAAAUUUGGAGCAGUGCUGAAGAUAAUCACCUUUACUAAAAACAACCAGUUUCAAGCAUUGCUGCAGUACGCUGAUCCAGUGAAUGCGCAGCAAGCAAAAUUGACCCUAGAUGGUCAAAAUAUUUAUAAUGCUUGCUGUACUUUGAGGAUCGACUUUUCCAAAUUGGUGAAUUUAAAUGUGAAGUAUAAUAAUGACAAAAGUAGAGACUACACGCGUCCUGACCUUCCAGCUGGAGAUGGACAGCCGUCUUUGGACCCAGCUAUUGCUGCUGCUUUUGCCAAGGAGUCUUCACUGCUUGGGCUUCCUGUUGCAGCUGUUCCAGGAGCUCUCAGUCCAUUGGCUAUGUCAAGUGCUGCUGCUGGUCGGGUAGCUAUUCCUGGGGUCCAUUCUGGUGGCAGUAUUGUCCUCCUAGUUAGCAACUUAAAUGAUGAGAUGGUUACGCCCCAAAGUCUGUUUACCCUCUUCGGUGUUUAUGGAGAUGUCCAGCGUGUGAAGAUCUUAUACAAUAAGAAGGACAGUGCUCUGAUACAGAUGGCUGAUGGAAACCAGGCACAGCUUGCCAUGAGUCACCUCAAUGGACAAAAAAUGUAUGGAAAAAUCAUUCGUGUAACCCUGUCCAAACACCAGGCUGUACAGUUACCUCGUGAGGGUCUUGAUGAUCAGGGACUGACAAAAGAUUUUGGUAAUUCACCACUGCAUCGUUUUAAGAAGCCGGGCUCAAAGAACUUCCAAAAUAUAUUCCCACCCUCUGCCACACUUCAUCUGUCAAAUAUUCCGUCAUCCAUAUCAGAAGAGGAACUUCGAACACUGUUUUCCAAUUCUGGUGGUAUUGUGAAGGCAUUCAAAUUUUUCCAAAGAGAUCACAAAAUGGCACUUCUUCAGAUGGGAUCUGUAGAGGAAGCAAUCCAAGCCUUGAUUGAGCUUCAUAAUUACAAUCUUGGAGACAACCACCACCUGAGAGUUUCUUUUUCCAAGUCAACAAUUUAAUCUCUUGAUGAAAAAGAGGAGAGCGAAGAGAGAGCAGAACAUGCUGCGCUGUUCAUUGUGACAAAUAAGUGUUGUUAACUUGUUUGAUAGUUGGGACCAGAGUAAAUGUUUUGUAUCAAUCAUUCUGUUAUGUUGAAUUGUAAACUUUCAUAAAAUGCAGCAAUGAAAGCAGAGGCUGUAUUUCAUGCAUCAUUUAGGCAAACCAUCACUAGUUUUCAUUUAUUUAUACCACUGUGGAAAUUUAAUCCCUUUUUAUUUGGAUUAGUAGACACGUGCCUUAAAAGGGAGUUGAUAAUUGGUACAGCUGCAUUAAAUGUUAAGAAUGCAUAACUUUGGGGCACAUUGUUUAAGGGAAUGUAACCAGUUUCUGAGCUGGGGUGUUUAAAAAAAAAAAAAAAACAAAGGAUAAGUUUAAUUUUAUUUUCUGAUUUUCUGUAGAUUGUUAGAUGUUUCAUUUAGUUUUGUAUGCUUAUGUAAAUGUUCAUCUUGGCUAGUGUAUGUUGAGGCCACAAAUGGGAAUAUGGACAUGUGCUUUAUUGGUUCACAUUUUCACAUGCUUGUGUCCCAUUAGUGGUAUUAAAAUACAUUUUGAAUGUAGAAAUCAGGUCUGAUUGUUUGAAGAACAUUUCCACCUGUUUUGUGCAGCUUAAAUUGGAGGGUCCCCCUUUUUUAUGAUAGAAAGGGAAAACAAACUCCUUAGUCCUUCCCAUGUCUCUGAAAAAGCAGUGGAAUCUUAAAAAAAAAAACUUUUUGUACAUUGUGUGGUGUAUUGUCAGCAUCAUCACUAAGUACUGUGUUGCUUGUGGCAGAUUUUUUUUUUUUUUAAUUAUAGUUGAUAUGGCUUAUUUGCUUUCCAGUGUGUCUGCGUGUAUUGCAUGUGUACACAUACGAAUGUGUACAUAAACACAGUAUAUUUUGUUUGUAAUUAUGAUUUGAAACAUGGUUGCAGACUUCAGAUCAUAUGAGACUGGUCUAGUUAGUUUAGACACCAGUGCAUGUUUUUGAAAGUUAGUGGAAACAUGCUGCAAAAUGUUUGCAGUGAUAUUAAUUCAAGGCAUGUUUUAUUAAGCUGACAACCAGGUGGGACCAAAGUUUAUGUGCCUUUAGUCUUAAGUUACCUUGCAUUGUAAUAUUCAGUUUUAAUAUAUCAAUUCAAGUAUUUUGUAUUUGAGAAAAACAGAAAUCAGACUUUAUAAUAAUAAUAAACAUGGCUCAGAAUCUACCUGUCAAAUCUAAGGAAGGUUCUUCUGUAGGAAAGAACUUCAGAAUUAGUUAUUUUAAAUAGACCAAGAUUUUUUUGAGCUUGAUGUACUUAUUUUACAGAUUCUGUUGUCUGUGUAAAAAAAUGGUCAUGUAUAUUUUCUAUAUUAGUUGAGUUUUUACAUCUUUAGAUAUGUAAAAAGAAAUUGGUAUAGUUUGGAAGCGGCACAAUUAAAAUUAAUUUUCUAACAAAAGUUGGGAGGUUUGCCAUUCGUUAAUUUCAUUUUGUGUGUGUAUUCUGCUUGCUUGCCUCUGUAGCAUGCUCAAUAAACUCUUCUGUAGCUCUAUAUUCA
Molecule: messenger RNA, 3125 nt
Organism: Protopterus annectens (West African lungfish)
Lineage: Eukaryota; Metazoa; Chordata; Ceratodontiformes; Protopteridae
Gene: PTBP2
Product: polypyrimidine tract binding protein 2
Exons: 13
Coding region: 82-1572 (496 amino acids)
Biological process (GO): regulation of RNA splicing; mRNA processing
Cellular component (GO): nucleus
Molecular function (GO): mRNA binding
Source: RefSeq, a predicted model, not a curated record